CAGCGUUGUAUAUUGAUUUUUUCUCUCCUUUUAAAUACACAGCAUUUACGGUCCGAUUUGUUACGAGACGUUUCAUUUGGGAAUACGAUCCAACACUAGAAAUGAUUUACAGACAUCGUGGAUUCUUCCCAGAGGAGCUAGCACCUGUAGAUUUUGAAAUCUUGGACACAGCUGGUCAGGAAGACAAGACCGAAGAGAAGAUGAGAUGGGCUGAUGCCUUUAUAAUCAUGUACUCCAUUGCAGACCGAUGUAGUUUCGAUGAGGUCAUGCGUCUUAAAUUCCUCUGUUCAAGGGCGACGUCGAAACGAUCCUACGAACCCGCCAUCCUCAUUGUUGGGAACAAGCGCGAUCUCGAAUACGACCGUAUAGUUGAGUUCGAUGAGGGAGAAGAUCUCGCACGGAGUCUCGGUUGUGCGUUCCUUGAAGUAUCAGUACGUGAGUCUUACGAUGAAGUCUACGGUGCCUUCGAAAAGCUCAUGAGUGAGUACCGAGUACGGAAGCGUACCGGCCCAUCGACGAUGACGCAAAAGUUUUCUUUGCGGAAAAAGAACAGUGUUUCCAAAAUGGACCUAGACAAUUGCCCGCCUCGGCCGAGAGAACGUUCAACCAGUUUUGUGACUCCCAUGGGAUUAAUGAAUCGAAAAUUUGAACAUUCGGUAAUGGAUAAUCUUUCUGAUAACGAAGCGGUAGAAUGACCGGUAACCGCUUCGAUUGACAAUAAAUUUAUCGCAGUCUAUGAGCUGUAACAUCACAACUAGGCGUUGAACGCUAAUGAUCUCAAGAUUACAAGAAUGCAUGGUCAGAAGAACAAACACCGGGAUAGAUGCCACUAUGAGGGACUUGACGGAAAGUUCCUUAGACCGCUAGAUACUACAAUGUUAUAAAACAUACCGACGCUUCUCUAACUUGCCUGCGGGGAAUUUGCACUACAUAAAUUGCAAAAUGUUGUGUGUGUGUCUGCACUAUUCUAGUAGGAUUUAUUGUUCUCGGCAAAUUUCCUGCCCUGGAUUUGUAACGUAAAGUUCCUGCUGUAAACUGUUUCAAUAUGUUAAUUGCCUUUGACAUUAACUGUUGUAAGUGUCCUUCGUUAAGAAUCACAUUGAUUGACGAAAAGGACUAAAUUACUCACUUUUCAAUCUUAUUCCUAAUCGGAAAAAUAAGAUGACUUAUGAUCUUAUAUAUUUUGCAGUCGGUGUUUAACUUUAGAACAAUGGUCUAAGUCUCCACUAAAAUCACUAGCGUAUCUAAGGUAUCGUACUUUGAAAUUGAAGACCCCUUUUGUUUGCUUGUCAAUUUUUUUCGGGUACGAAAUCCUUUAUUCGUGGGUGAAGACC
Lytechinus variegatus (green sea urchin) is the source of this 1334-nucleotide messenger RNA. RefSeq names its product ras-related and estrogen-regulated growth inhibitor-like. Gene Ontology annotation, molecular function: GTP binding; GTPase activity. The transcript has 3 exons. The record is from RefSeq and is a predicted model, not a curated record. Lineage: Eukaryota; Metazoa; Echinodermata; Echinoidea; Temnopleuroida; Toxopneustidae. Bases 102 to 695 code for a protein of 197 amino acids.